Molecule: messenger RNA, 737 nt
Organism: Gordionus sp. m RMFG-2023
Lineage: Eukaryota; Metazoa; Nematomorpha; Gordioida; Chordodea; Parachordodidae
Product: H/ACA ribonucleoprotein complex subunit 1-like
Exons: 5
Coding region: 38-592 (184 amino acids)
Biological process (GO): snoRNA guided rRNA pseudouridine synthesis; ribosome biogenesis
Cellular component (GO): box H/ACA snoRNP complex
Molecular function (GO): box H/ACA snoRNA binding
Source: RefSeq, a predicted model, not a curated record
UCAAAAACAUGCUGUCAAAAUAUAUUUUUUCAAAAUUAUGAGGGGAAAUUUCAGUAGAGGCAGAGGUGGUGGUGGAUUUGGAAGAGGCAGAGGAGGAUUUGGAAGAGGAAGAGGGGGUGGUGGUGGUAACAGAGAAAACUCAAAUUACAAUGAAAUUCCUGAUAGAGUUGUUGAAUGUUGCCAUUAUGAAUAUCCAUGUGAAGAAUACAUUAUCUGUAAAUCAACAAUCAAGCGAAUCCCAUAUUUCAAUGCACCUAUAUUUUUAGAAAAUAAAACUAUGAUAGGCAAAGUUGAUGAAAUAUUUGGACCAAUACAAGAUUUUUUUUUUUCUGUAAAACCCUUGGAAGAAAUAAAGGCUAAAUCCUUUGAUACCCAACAAAUAUUCUAUAUUGAUCCUAACAAACUACUUCCUCUUGAAAGAUUUUUGCCAAAACCUACUAUGCCAAAAUCAGAAUUCAAAGCUCAGUCUAGAGGGAGAGGAAGAGGAGGCUUCAGCAGAGGAGGUGGUUCCUUUAGGGGCGGCAGCGGAGGAGGUAGAGGAGGACGUGGUUUUCAAUCUUUCAGAGGAGGGCGAGGUGGCAAAAGAUUUUAGAAGAUUAUGGGAAUUUAAAAAAAUGAACAUUUUUAAGAUUGUAUAAUAUUGAAUAAAAAAUUUGUUUCAAAAGAAGUAUGUUUUUUUUUGAUUGGUAUUAAUAAAAAAAAAUUAAAUAAUGUCUAACAUUUAGAUAUUGGGUAUC